Malassezia japonica is the source of this 1629-nucleotide messenger RNA. RefSeq names its product T-complex protein 1 subunit epsilon (gene CCT5). The record is from RefSeq and is a predicted model, not a curated record. Gene Ontology annotation, biological process: protein folding. The coding region runs from base 1 to 1629 and encodes 542 amino acids. Gene Ontology annotation, cellular component: chaperonin-containing T-complex. Gene Ontology annotation, molecular function: ATP-dependent protein folding chaperone; ATP hydrolysis activity; ATP binding. Lineage: Eukaryota; Fungi; Basidiomycota; Malasseziomycetes; Malasseziales; Malasseziaceae. The transcript is spliced from 2 exons.
AUGGCGGAACCUCAGGUGGCGUACGCGCAGGAUGAGUACGGCAAUCCGUUCAUUGUCGUGCGUGAGCAGGGAAAGAAGACGCGUGCGCAAGGCACGCAGGCGAUCAAGGACCAUAUCCAGGCGGCGCGCACCGUGUCCAACAUUGUGCGCACCUCGCUUGGUCCGCGCGGUCUCGACAAGAUUCUGAUCAGCCCCGACGGCGAUAUCCAAGUCACGAACGACGGUGCGACGAUCAUGUCGAACAUGGAGCUGGAGCACCAGAUUGCCAAGCUGCUCGUGGAGCUCUCCAAGAGCCAGGACGACGAGAUUGGCGACGGUACGACCGGCGUCGUGGUCCUGGCCGGUGCGCUCCUCGAGCAGUCCGAGGCGCUGAUCGACCGCGGUAUCCACCCGAUCCGCAUCGCCGACGGCUUUGAGCGCGCGUGCGACAUUGCCGUCGCCGAGCUCGAAAAGACCGCCGACAAGGUCGAGUUUACCCGCGAGCACAUCGACGAGCUGCUCAAGGUCGCCAAGACGUGUCUCGGAAGCAAAAUCGUCUCCAAGGCGUCCGACAAGUUUGCGCGCAUCGCGAUCGACGCAGUGCUCAGCGUCGCGGACCUCGAGCGCCGCGACGUGGACUUUGAGCUGAUCAAGGUCGACGGCAAGGUCGGCGGCUCGCUCGAGGACUCGGCGCUCGUGCACGGCGUGGUGAUCGACAAGGAUAUGUCCCACCCGCAGAUGCCGCGUGAGAUCCGCGACGCGCGCAUCGCCAUCCUCACAUGCCCGCUCGAGCCCCCGCGUCCCAAGACGAAGCACAAGCUCGACAUUAGCUCCGUCGAAGAGUACCGCCGUCUCGAGGAGUACGAGCGCAAAACGUUUGAGGGCAUGAUUCAAAAGAUCAAGGACUGCGGCGCGAACCUCGUCGUGUGCCAGUGGGGCUUUGAUGACGAGGCGAACCACCUGCUGCUUCAGCACGAGCUGCCGGCCGUCCGCUGGGUGGGCGGUCCCGAACUCGAGCUGAUUGCCAUUGCGACGAACGGUCGCAUCGUGCCGCGCUUCGAGGACCUCUCUGCCGACAAGCUAGGCCACGCGGGCCUCGUCAAGGAGGUCAGCUUUGGCACGACGCGCGACCGCAUGCUGGUGAUUGAAGAGUGCGCCAACUCGCGCGCGGUUACGGCCUUCCUCCGCGGCUCGAACAAGAUGAUCAUCGACGAGGCGAAGCGUGCGCUGCACGACGCCAUGUGCGUCGUCCGCAGCCUCGUGAAGGAUAACCGCGUGGUGUACGGCGGCGGCGCUGCCGAGAUCUGCGCGUCGAUUGCCGUGUCGCGCACCGCCGACGAGAUUGCGACGAUUGAGCAGUACGCGAUGCGUGCGUUUGCGCAAGCCCUGGACGCGAUCCCCCUGGCGCUCGCCGAAAACAGCGGCCUGGCGCCCAUCGAGAACUUGGCGGUGGUCAAGUCGCGGCAAGUCAACGAGAAGAACGCGCGUUUCGGCGUCGACUGCAUGGGCGUCGGUGACAACGACAUGAAGGAGUGCCGCGUCUUUGACCCGCUCGUCUCCAAGCGCCAGCAGUUCCUCCUCGCCGCGCAGCUCGUCCGCGCCGUGCUCAAGAUCGACGACGUGAUCGAGCAGCACGCACUGGAUAUGUAG